Molecule: messenger RNA, 804 nt
Organism: Puccinia triticina
Lineage: Eukaryota; Fungi; Basidiomycota; Pucciniomycetes; Pucciniales; Pucciniaceae
Exons: 4
Coding region: 1-804 (267 amino acids)
Biological process (GO): SRP-dependent cotranslational protein targeting to membrane; SRP-dependent cotranslational protein targeting to membrane, signal sequence recognition
Cellular component (GO): signal recognition particle, endoplasmic reticulum targeting
Molecular function (GO): 7S RNA binding
Source: RefSeq, a predicted model, not a curated record
AUGUCAAGAAUCUACGAACUUUCAGCGGACGAUGUCGAUGAUUUCGACUUCCCUCUCGAGGCCAGCUCAUCGAAUAUGCCCGGAAGCUCAAGCGGACCGAGUACGUUGCCAAACAUGGCCGGAAUGCCAGGAAUGCCACAAAACAUCCCGGGACUUUCGAACAUGCUGGCAGGGAUGAUGGGCGCUGGAAUGGGUCCGGAGCCGCCGAUGAAGAAAGAUGUCAAUCGUUCGAGAACGAAAAAAUGGGAAACUAUCUACCCCCGCUAUCUUGACUCCAAAGCUCCCUGUAAAACCGGUGGAAGACGUGUCGCCUUAAAGUACUCCCUACGCUGGCCGCUUGCUCAACUCAUCCAACACGCCUGCACACAGAUCGGUCUACCUUGUGAGCUAGAAAACGAUAAAGUCCAUCCAGCAGACUGGCAAAAUCCUGGACGAGUUAAGGUAUUAAUCAAAAGAAACAACAAGCCCAUUGACCCUUCAAUCCCAAACAAAUACGCUUUACUAUGUAAAAUCGGAUCACUCCUGAGACCUCUAGAAACCAUCCGACUGAAGUUACCUCCACCUACGGCUAAAGAUCGAAACUCGACCCCACUUCCUAAUAUCAACCUGCGCCUGCCAUAUAAUUCACCAGCAGUAUCCCAUGGAUUUCUAGCGAUGGCUGAAACGGAGGCGCAGAAACCCACCGACCCAUCUGUCCCCGCUAUCGAGGAAGCACCGGGUGGCAAGAACAAGGCAACCAAGGCGUCUGCCGAGACCAAGAAGAAUGUCAAAGCUACACCAAAGAAAAAGAAGGGCAAGAAAUGA